Messenger RNA from Saccharomyces paradoxus, 1215 nucleotides. RefSeq names its product high-affinity iron permease FTR1 (gene FTR1). Gene Ontology annotation, molecular function: ferrous iron transmembrane transporter activity. NCBI's taxonomy places the organism in Eukaryota, Fungi, Ascomycota, Saccharomycetes, Saccharomycetales, Saccharomycetaceae. Gene Ontology annotation, biological process: iron ion transmembrane transport. The transcript has a single exon. Gene Ontology annotation, cellular component: high-affinity iron permease complex; plasma membrane. The coding region runs from base 1 to 1215 and encodes 404 amino acids. The record is from RefSeq and is a predicted model, not a curated record.
AUGCCUAACAAAGUUUUUAACGUGGCCGUUUUCUUCGUUGUGUUCAGAGAAUGCUUGGAAGCAGUGAUUGUUAUUUCCGUGUUGCUAUCGUUUUUGAAACAGGCAAUUGGGGAGCAUGACCAGGCUCUGUACCGUAAAUUAAGGAUUCAGGUGUGGGUUGGUGUCUUACUUGGGUUCAUCAUUUGUCUGGCCAUCGGUGCAGGUUUCAUCGGUGCAUACUAUUCGCUGCAAAAGGAUAUUUUCGGAAGCGCGGAAGACUUGUGGGAAGGUAUCUUUUGUAUGAUCGCGACGAUAAUGAUCUCGAUGAUGGGUAUUCCUAUGUUGAGAAUGAACAAGAUGCAGAGUAAGUGGAGAGUGAAGAUCGCGCGGUCGCUGGUGGAGAUUCCUCACCGUAAGAGAGACUAUUUCAAGAUUGGAUUCUUGAGUAGAAGAUAUGCUAUGUUCAUUUUGCCGUUUAUUACUGUCUUGAGAGAAGGGUUGGAAGCCGUUGUGUUUGUUGCCGGUGCUGGUAUUACCACGCAGGGUUCACAUGCCUCUGCUUAUCCGUUGCCCGUUGUGGUCGGUUUAAUCUGUGGUGGUCUUGUUGGGUAUUUGCUGUACUACGGUGCUUCCAGAUCCUCGCUGCAGAUUUUCUUGAUUCUGUCUACCUCGAUCUUGUACCUGAUCUCCGCUGGUCUUUUCUCCCGUGGUGCGUGGUACUUUGAAAAUUACAGAUUCAACCUUGCCAGUGGUGGUGAUGCUUCCGAAGGUGGUGAUGGUAACGGGUCUUACAACAUCAGAAAGGCCGUUUAUCAUGUCAACUGUUGCAACCCGGAAUUGGACAAUGGGUGGGAUAUCUUCAACGCCUUGCUUGGAUGGCAGAACACCGGGUACUUGUCAUCCAUGCUUUGUUACAACAUCUAUUGGUUAGUUCUUAUCAUUGUGUUGAGUUUGAUGAUCUUUGAAGAAAGGCGUGGUCACUUGCCCUUUGCCAAAAAUUUGCAAUUGAAACACUUGAACCCAGGAUACUGGAUCAAGAACAAGAAGAAGCAAGAGUUGACGGAAGAACAAAAGAGGCAAUUGUUUGCCAAGAUGGAGAAUAUUAACUUCAAUGAAGAUGGGGAAAUCAAUGUACAAGAGAACUACGAACUGCCCGAGCAAAAUACUAGCUAUUCUUCAUCUCAAAAUGUCGUCACAGACAAGGAGGCCCCCCACGUUAAAGCCGAAUCUCUUUGA